This is a messenger RNA of Hyaena hyaena (striped hyena), 3521 nucleotides long. RefSeq names its product adhesion G protein-coupled receptor G5 (gene ADGRG5). The record is from RefSeq and is a predicted model, not a curated record. The transcript is spliced from 13 exons. Lineage: Eukaryota; Metazoa; Chordata; Mammalia; Carnivora; Hyaenidae. Gene Ontology annotation, biological process: cell surface receptor signaling pathway; adenylate cyclase-activating G protein-coupled receptor signaling pathway. Gene Ontology annotation, molecular function: G protein-coupled receptor activity. Gene Ontology annotation, cellular component: membrane. Bases 139 to 2358 code for a protein of 739 amino acids.
UGCAGUGAAAGAAGAAGUGAAGUGAGAGUGUGGUGCUCCGUGCAGGGUGUGGGGCAAGGAGAGCAGAGAAGCAAAGGACUGAGGACCUGUGUUGAGCACUGAGCAGAGCGGAGAGGAGGUGGCCGGGGGCCCACACGGAUGUCCAAGUUCCCUUUCUGUCUGUGGACGCGCCGGGAGCCCGUGACAGCAGGACAGCGGCAGCAGCGUCACAGAGUCUUACUCAUCCGUUGGGCAACCCAGCCAUUUUUGGGAGCCUGUCGUGUGCAGCGUGGGGAGAAAGCACUGGACUUGGAGUCUGGGGCCCUGGGCUUGAGUCCGCGCUUGAUUGCUGGGCUGCCGUCACCCCCAAGCAAGCUCCUGCGUGGUUUCCAGUUUCCUCACGAUCAAGCGGAACCGUCUUGGACCUCAGGCUGGAGGCUAGGAUUUGGAAGAGACUGGGAACAGGAUAUGGACGGCUGGAGGGCCUUCUUCCUCUGCCUGUGCCUCAGUACUGCUCAUAGUGAGACAGUGGGGGCCUCCCAAGAGCCCCUGCACUGGAUGGAGAAGCUGGAGACCAUGACCAAAGGAUACAAUGUGACUUCGCUUGCUGGGUUCAUCCGGAGCCUGGAGCACAGCCUGCUGAACACCAGCUUCGGGGGCAAGAACCUCACCUUGCAGACACACAGCAUCCAGACGCUGGCCUUCAAGCUGGGCUGUGACUUCACCGGCCUCACACUGAACAGUGCGGCUCUGGAGCCCGUCCCCCAGGCCCAGGUUCCGCACGCCAUGCAGUUCCCGGCCGAGCUGACCCAGGAUGCCUGCAGGGCCCGCCGCCACGGGGAGCUGCGCCUCAUCUGCAUUUACUUCUUCACAGACUACUUUUUCCAGCCAGCCCUUCUGCUGUCCUUCCAGAAUAACAACUCAUCUCUGCUCAAUAACUAUGUCCUGGGGGCCCAGCUGGGUCAAAGACAUGUGAAGAACCUCAGGGAGCCGGUCAACAUCAGCUUCUGGCACAACCGAAGCCUGGAAGGCUACACAGUGACCUGUGUCUUUUGGAAGGAAGAAGCCAGCAAGGAUCACUGGGGGGUCUGGAGCCCCGAGGGCUGUCGCACAGAGCAGCCCUCACCUUCCCAGGUGCUCUGCCGCUGCAACCACCUCACCUACUUUGCUGUCCUCAUGCAACUCUCCUCGGCCCCGGUCCCCGCCAACCUGCUGGCCCCUCUUACGUACAUCUCCCUGGUGGGCUGCAGCGUCUCCAUCGUGGCCUCACUUCUCACCAUCCUGCUGCAUUUCCAAGCCAGGAAGCAGGGUGACUCCAUAACGCACAUCCACACGAACCUGCACGCAUCCGUGCUGCUCCUGAACGUCGCCUUCCUGCUGAGCCCCGUGCUGCCUGGGCCCGGGCCGGCGUGCACCGCGCUGGGUGCCGUCCUGCACUUCGCGCUGCUCAGCUGCCUCACCUGGAUGGCCAUCGAAGGCUUCAACCUCUACCUGCUCCUCGUGCGCGUCUACAACAUCUACAUCCGCCGAUACAUGCUCAAGCUCUGUGUGGUGGGCUGGGGGGUCCCGGCCCUCCUGGUGCUGCUCCUUCUCGUUGUCCGGAGCUCAGUGUAUGGAGUCCACACAAUCCCAGUCUUCGACAGCCAGGGAAAUGGCACGGGCUUCCAGAACAAUUCUAUAUGCUGGGUGCGGAGCCCGUGGGUGCACAACAUCUUGGUCAUGGGCUAUGGUGGCCUCACAUCCCUUUUCAACCUGGUGGUGCUGGCUUGGGCACUGCGGGCUGUGCGCAGGCUGCGGGCGCAGGAGAAGGUGCCGGGCCCCCGGGCCUGCCGGGAUAGCGUCACCGUGCUGGGCCUCACCAUGCUGCUGGGCACCACCUGGGCCUUGGCCUUCUUCUCCUUUGGUGUCUUCCUGCUGCCCCAGCUCUUCCUCUUCACCAUCUUCAACUCGCUGUUUCUUCCUCUUCCUGUGGUUCUGCUCCCAGAGGUGCCGCUCGGAGGCAGUGGUGGAGGCAGAGAUGGAGGCGUUCAGCUCCUCCCAGACGAUGCUGUAGUCUGGGCCUCCUGGCCCAGAGCCCAGCCUCUCUGCCUGCAGCCCGAGACUCUGGCUUCCACCAGAGAAGGUGGCAGGCUGUGCCCUCCGGGGGUGGGGGGGCUUUCCUACCUCCAUGGCUUCCCUAGGUCCACAGGGCAGCACGUGGCUCUGCCUCCCUCGGCAUUCUGCUCUGGCGCAGGGUCAACCCCGCUGGGGGUCAGCAAACUUUACUGGGCAGGGCACUGGCCUGGGGGGUCAGGAGGCCAUGUUUCAAGGCUUCACUCUGAGUCUCGCUGUAUGCCCUUGGGCCUAUGGUCUCCCUGGCCCUGGUCUCCACAUCUGUGACAUGGGGCAGAUGGCUUCGGUCCUGCCUAGCCCAAGAGCUUUGUGAAGGCUGAAUAAAACCAGCGAAGAAGGUCUUAGCGGGCCCCUGGGACGGGGUCUCUGCCAAUCUGCCCUGGGGGUUUCCUGCUGGGGCUGCCACCCUCUUCUGGGGAGGGCCAGACCACAUCCUGGCCCAGCCCCCCAGCCCACAGCUGAGUCUCGCCCAGUGUCUGAGGCUUCACCAGCCUAUGCCUGAGGCCGCUUUUCCCUCAGUCCCCCCAAAUUGUGGUGACUCCCAGCUCUAGGCUCAUUCUUCUUAAAGAUCAGGAAGUCCAGUCCUUCCCAGAGGCUCCUCCUCCAGUGCUCCCAAGACCCCUAUAGGCCAUGUAGACCAGAAGCGGGCUGGAGGGCUUCCUGGGGAUGGGAGGGCAGAGCCUCAUUCCCCUCCCCCUGAGCCAGCUGGGCCUGUGACCUGGGUGUUUGAUGACUGGUGAGGAUUGAAUUUCCCCCAGGAGGCGUGAGGGUAUGGAUUCUAAAGCCAAGCUCAGGCCACAGUUGUAGAGACCUGUCCUGACCUCUCAGACCAAGAGGGAGCGGGCUCAUGAAGCCAGCUGCAUUCCCAGGAUGCACACCAGGGGGCGCAGCUGGCCUGUGCUCAGAAGCCACUGGCUCCAAAAUCUAUCUGGAAAUGUCACCUGUCUGUGGACCUGACACACGAGAUGGAGACGUCCUGCUUCCAGAACUGCUCCUGCUGAGGGACAGAAGAACGAAUUCUUGCACCGUUUACAUGGCCAUUUCUCUCUUUUCCCAGCGCAGCUGCCAGCUCCGGCUCUUUGGGGAGGAGUUCUCUGGGCAGAGCUGGCACUAGAGCUGUGGGCGGGGGUGGGGCAGGGGUGGGUGGGGAGGCUCUCGGGCCCUGCCCCCCAGCCACCAGACAGGUAAUGGUGACUUUGGAUGGCACAGUGAGGGAACUGGAGCUGUAUCCCUUUUCUCCCAGGGGUGUCUUCUGCCCUCUGUUCAUUUCUUGGUGCAAACAGCCCUCCCUGGGUGGUGGGCACAGUGGUCACCAGAGCCUGGCUGCCUGGGCUCAGAUAGCUCUGCCACUUGCUAGCUAUGUGACAAACCACUCAAGUUCUCCAUGCCUCAGUUUUCUUAUCUGUAAAAUAGGGGCAGUAGUGGUGCCU